GUUGAAAAGGCUCAACUUUUUAAGUUAGAUAUUUACCUGCUGCUUCGACGUUCAGCGCACUUGACAAUCUUGGCUUUGAUGGCGGCACCCGUGUUAACCAAGGAGGCUGCUGAAAAGACCGCGCGAUCUAUCUUCGUAGGUAACAUACCGUAUGAAGCGACUGAGGAAAAGCUUAUCGAACUAUUUAGCAAGGCUGGUCCUGUAAUCGGUUUUCGUUUGGUAUAUGAUAGAGAAUCUGGGAAACCCAAAGGCUAUGGAUUUUGUGAAUACAAUAACCCAGCCAUUGCUGCGAGUGCUUUGCGGAAUCUUCAAAAUAUUGAAUUCAAUGGUCGUCCGCUCCGUAUCGGACCAGCUGCUGGAGAACAAAAUUCUGCUGAACUGGCCCUAAGUAACCCAUCAGUUGGUCCACCACUUGAAAGCCCAUAUGGAGAUAAUAUUGACCCGCAAGCUGCACCAGAAGCUAUUAGUCGAGCAGUUGCUAGCUUACCACCUGAACAAAUGUAUGAACUAAUGAAGCAGAUGAAACUUUGUAUACAAAACAAUCCUAAUGAAGCACGCAAUAUGUUACUCCAAAAUCCUCAACUAGCAUAUGCUUUACUACAGGCUCAAAUCGUUAUGAAGAUUGUCGAUCCCAAAGUUGCCAUCGCUAUGUUAAAUCGCAGUCAUGACCAAAUCCCCCCUGCUAUGCCGGAUGAAGACAUGUCUAUGAGAGCACCAGUUAUGGCUUUUCCUGGUCAUAUCAAUCAGACACCAUCUUCUGUGGGUCCUAACACUCCAGGAAAUCAUAUGAUGCCCAUGUCUUCACCUGGGUCUCACUUGCCCCCCUCCGGCUUUCCACAUCACGGUGGACCUGGACCCGUCCCACAUCCAAACCAUUUCGGUGUUGAACAAGUUCCACAAAGAAGUCAAGCACCUCAAGGAACUUGGACGGAUCCACAUAUGUACAAGGUCCUACGUUACUUAUAUCUAACUACCUCAAGGGAUAAUGUCAUAUCUUUGUGUAACCGUCAUCCGACAUAAAUCUUUGCUAACUUCGAUUGUAAGAAAUGUGACGAAUGAUUUUAAUCCAAAUGAAGAUCAUGCAUAUAAUCCCGUCAAAUUGCUAGGCACAUCGAUUCCAUUCCGAUUUUGCACUACUAGUCGUUCUUCAAAUAUACCUUGGCGAUGGGGAAUGCAGUAGUUGAGUACAGCGGGCAACUGAUUACCCUAAUGUUUGUGUUACUACUCUCUAUCUAGUUGAAACAGGAAAUUUUUUAUUUAUCAACUAACCGUUGUCGUAAAAAGGUGGAUUUUACGAUAAGCAGUCACAGUGAACAUUAGGAUCUAAAAAGUUCACAUCACAGGUAAACCACCAAUCUGCUUUUCAAAAUUCAACGUUGAAAUUAGGUUUUUGAUGGAGUUUUGUUCUCUGAGCUGGAUAGUUUUGUCGCGGAGCUUUCGUCGUUCUUCUGGACGAUAUCGUCAGCACAAACUUCGAGUAGAAGUGAAGUGUUCAGAUUUCUCCACAUGUGGUUCACAGCUUGUCCUGUAGACCUGAAAUUAGGUGCAACAUUGAUGAUAAUUUUGAUAGUCACUUAGACUUUUAACUAAUAUGCACUUACUGUUCUUAAUAAAAAUUAGUACAACUUAUCUCCGUACAAGCCAUCAAUGUCUAACUGUUUGACUGUGGGUAAGUAAAACAGAAAUAAGUGCAAUUUAUUGGACACAUGUCUUUGUGUUAUUGUAGGAUUCAUUUACUACGUAAAAGCUAAUCAAAAUCGCCAACCCCGAAGCCAAUCUAAAACAAGGCAAUGAGCAGAAGGAGCCAAUGUUUAUUGUGAGAAAUUGCAGUAUUUAUAUCAUACAUAUAUAUAGCCUUCCAUCAUCCAUUCUCAUCUCACCGUGUAUUCUGCAAUCCUAACUGUUUUCUCCUCUAGUCUUCAAGUGUUCGGUCUACUUCGUGCUUUGGUGUGCCGAGACUUCUCUGUCUGACGGUUUUUGAGCCCACAUUCC
Messenger RNA from Schistosoma curassoni, 1992 nucleotides. Lineage: Eukaryota; Metazoa; Platyhelminthes; Trematoda; Strigeidida; Schistosomatidae. The record is from the annotation of a GenBank genome assembly.